AGAACGAAACAAUCUGUAUAAUUGCUCAAAAUACUUGUCAAUAAGUCAGUUUGACAUAUUCUACGAAUGUUUUCUCCAAUUUUCCUUUUUAAUAUAUUUACCACUAUUUUAAAAUUGAUUAUAUAAAAAGAUGAUCCCGUCGCGAAAUAUAUAUGGUACAUUAAUACCAAAUGAACUAGACGAAGAAGCGAAUGUGGACCCUGCUGAUCUGGAAAAUCAUUAUACGUUUUGCACGUAUGCAACGACUCAGCGAGUUUUAUUAUGUGCAUCGUCAACGAAAAAAGUCGCAUUCCUAUAUGAACUGUUCGUCAUAAUAGAGAGACACAAGUUUAUACGAAUGAUAUUUAAUAUCUUAGAGAAACACUUUUUGGGGAAGCUGUAUAACUAUUUAAAAACAAUGGAUUACUCGGAUAAUAUUAACGAUGCACAAUUUAAAGAUAACGAUCGUUCAAUUGAUCCCGACGAACUUGAUGCAUGUUUUGAAUCAUCUUUGUACUGGUUUAAAUAUUUGCAUAACAUUGAUCUAAAAUUGGCAAUAUUUUUAUCAUAUUUAUCAAUUUGUGGAAAUAGUGUAAUCCGAAAAGUAAUAAUUCGUGUGAAAAAGUUUUACGAAAAAGAAGGAAAUUAUUUUCGACACUCAAGACUAUCAACACAUUUUUCAUUCCAACUUCAACCUUCAGCACGAUAUUAUGCUUAUAAUGAAGAAUUGGAUGAUAGCGAUCCCGAUGUACAAUUGAUUUACAAGAAAAGAAAAGAAUGGGACGAAAUGAUUACCAAAUAUCGUAAAAACGUUGAGUUUUCUAUAUAUGGGUGUGCAUCUGACCCAAAAUUUAAAGAAGAGAAUGCGAAACAAGGCGAAAAUGGCAAAACUAGAACAGAUAAAAGUAAAAAUAAGAAAGACACUACCCUUAAAGAAGGAAAAGGCAAGAAAAUUCAAAAAAGUGAAACAGCUGAUACGAAAAAACCUAAAUCGGAAAUGGAUAUGCUACAAUUGUUACCCAUAUGGAUUACAAUGAAAAUAUUUAAACAUUUAGACAACAAAACAUUAAAACUCGUAAAAGAUGUUAAUAAAUAUUGGUCGUUUGUGGUCGAUUGCAUCAACCAGGAAGAGAAAGGACGUAAAAAACUUGAUGAUUGGAUUGAAUCAAUAGAAAAUGAUCUUGGAUUGAAAGAUUAUACAGCAGUUUUUCCAUCAAAGUUCAAACCCGAAUUUAGAUUUCGACGGCAAAAUGAAAAAAAUAUAGCAUGCGAUCUACGUGUACAUAAUUCCUUAAGAGAAGAAACAAACAUUACAUUACAACCAACACAUUUUUCAGCGCUCAGUAAUAUUGUUAAUAGCGCUGAAUUUGAUUUCCGAAUGCCCGUUAACGAACUUCAAUCUUUUCGACGCAUGCUGAUAAAUGACGUCGACAAUUCCAUGAAGUUCCUACAUACCCACCCAUCUUGUAUUCAUUAUGAUAAUGUCACUACUAAAGCAGUACCGAUAAGCGAAAUUCCAUUAACUGGUAAAAUCGUCGAAGAAUUUAACACACAGAAGGAAACAAGUUACGAUUAUAUUCCACUUGAGUUAAAAGAAGCGAUGGACAGAAGUUUGUAUAUCGAAAGUAAUAAAAUUCAACCACGAUUUAUUCGAUGGUUUCCUUUAACGCACAUGGUGGAGAUUGACGAGGUGAUGAAUUCAAUAGUACAAAAAUCUAUGGUAAAUGUCAAAGAAAGUAAACCAUCAAUGCGCUAUGAUUCAUUCAUGCCUACAAUAAGCAUGGCAGAUAUGAAAGCAAGCAAUGACAAAGAUAUUCGAAGUUUUGAAAGCAAGUCGGAUCCGCUUGUGGCAAAUCAUAUCACCUCGGCAACUGAAACGGAUUGUAAGAGAGGAACAAGUAAAAAAAGUAUUCCAUCCAGCACUAAUAUGUGCAGUAAUAAUAAUUUUCCACUUGAUAUAAAGCAAAGCAUCAGAAAUGAAAUAAAUGUGGAGUCUCAACAGCUUGACACAAUGACCGUGUCUGAGAAUACUAUAGGUAGAGACUCAUCUAAAGCAAUAAUUAUUGCUUCUAGCGUAAUGUCUCCACCAAGAUUCCAUUAAAUUCCUCGCAAUAUUUGAUGAAACUUAUAAUUUUAACGAUUAUAUCUCUGAUAACCAAAGUAAAUUGUACUGUCAGGUCUUAUCAAGACCUAAUUAUAUAUAGUCAAAUAGAAUAAAUCACAGCAUAAUUUAAAUUAUCAACGUAAAA
Molecule: messenger RNA, 2228 nt
Organism: Dalotia coriaria
Lineage: Eukaryota; Metazoa; Arthropoda; Insecta; Coleoptera; Staphylinidae
Exons: 6
Coding region: 131-2080 (649 amino acids)
Molecular function (GO): protein binding
Source: RefSeq, a predicted model, not a curated record